This is a messenger RNA of Polypterus senegalus (gray bichir), 1935 nucleotides long. RefSeq names its product lipase maturation factor 1 (gene lmf1). The transcript has 11 exons. Bases 36 to 1766 code for a protein of 576 amino acids. Gene Ontology annotation, biological process: protein maturation. The record is from RefSeq and is a predicted model, not a curated record. NCBI's taxonomy places the organism in Eukaryota, Metazoa, Chordata, Cladistia, Polypteriformes, Polypteridae. Gene Ontology annotation, cellular component: endoplasmic reticulum membrane.
CGACUUGUGGCUGUCGCUCGAAGCGCGCAAUCAACAUGGCAGCCUCCAUUCCAAAUGUGCGGGACAAGAGCAGUGAAGAUUCUGCGGUUAGAAAAAGGCGACCUGGACAGUCGAAAAGCGCGCAGGAAAGCGACUUGAAAAGCAACAAACCCGAGGAAGAAGAUAAACGCAAGCAUGGAACUAAAGGACCGGCGCCCCCUUUGCAAAGUGGCACUUUCUGGCUGACGAGGAUUGUUCUUCUUCGGUUUCUUGCUUUUAUUUACUUCGUGGCCUUCCUGGUCGCCUACCAUCAGAACAGAGAGCUGAUCGGAGAGAAGGGCCUGUCGCCAUGCAGACUUUACCUGAGCAGCGUCAAGCGCUAUGUGGGCGGGAAGAUCAACCUGGCAGCCUUGAGCUACACCCCUACCCUCCUGUGGUUCAUGGACUGGACAGACAUGGACGCCAACCUGGAUCACAUUGCCCUCGGCGGCCUGGCGCUGUCUGCCUUUGUUCUGGUCGCCGGUUGUGCCAACAUGGUGCUGAUGUUUCUCCUGUGGCUCCUCUACCACUCGCUCGUCAGCGUUGGGCAGAUCUGGUACUCCUUUGGUUGGGAGUCUCAGCUACUGGAGACGGGAUUUCUAGGCAUCUUCUUGUGCCCCUUGUGGAGCUUGCAGAGGGUGCCGCCAAACACUCCGCCGUCUGGCAUCGUCAUCUGGGCCUUCCGCUGGCUCAUCUUCCGCAUCAUGCUGGGGGCGGGCCUGAUCAAGAUCCGAGGAGACCAGUGCUGGAGGGACCUGACCUGCAUGGACUACCACUACGAGACCCAGCCGGUGCCCAACCCCUUGGCGUAUUACAUGCACCAGUCCCCCCGGUGGUUUCAUCGCCUGGAGACCCUGACAAAUCACUUCAUCGAGCUCGUCGUCCCCUUCUUUGUCUUCAUGGGACGCCGGAUGUGUGCCCUCCACGGAGUCCUGCAGCUCCUCUUCCAGGCCCUCCUCAUUCUGAGUGGAAACCUUAGCUUCCUGAACUGGCUCACCAUGGUGCCCAGCGUCGCCUGCUUCGAUGAUGCCAGCCUGCGCUUCCUGUUUCCCUCCGGACCCAAAGGAGUUGUGCGGCAGGUGUCUCGGAUUCAAUCGGAGGAGUGUCCGGUGCCUACCAAGGGCAUGUUGAUCCGGCGGGCGGCGAAUGUGUCGGUGGGCCUCCUCAUCGCCUACCUCAGUGUGCCCGUGCUCCUCAACUUGCUGAGCGCCAGACAGAUUAUGAACACGUCCUACAACCCCCUGAGAAUCGUCAACACGUACGGGGCCUUUGGCAGCAUCACAAAGGAGCGGACUGAGGUGGUCCUCCAGGGGACGUUGAGCUUGGACCCCAGUGAUCCCAGUGCCUUAUGGGAGGAGUACGAGUUCAAGUGCAAGCCGGGGGGGCUGGCGCGGAGGCCGUGCCUCAUAUCGCCAUACCACUAUCGGCUCGACUGGCUCAUGUGGUUCGCUGCGUUCCAGACUUACGAGCAGAACGAAUGGGUGAUCCAUCUGGCAGGGAAGCUGCUGGCAAACGACCCCGGGGCCUUGGCACUGAUUGAGCACAACCCUUUCUUGGGCCGGGGGCCUCCAAGGUGGCUGCGAGGAGAGCAUUUCAAGUACAAGUUCAGCAGCCUUGGCGGUGGGCACGCCACGGAGGGCAGGUGGUGGGUCCGCCGGAGGAUCGGGCCGUACUUCCCGGCCAUUAACUUGACUGGCCUCAGGGGGUACUUUGAAGCCCGCGACUGGCCGCACCCCGAGAUCCAGUGAUAAGUGACCACGAUGAAGGUAGUGACCAAAGGGGCCCACAUCACAUAGUGCUGCUGCGCACUUCUUUGAGGGCACCUUGUGCCAUCUGGGAGGGUCGUGUGAUGCCCGUGUGUGUGUGUGUGUGUGUGUGUCCUGUCCGUCCAGGCAAUAAACCUCAAUUUUAACAGAA